Molecule: messenger RNA, 1628 nt
Organism: Cercospora beticola
Lineage: Eukaryota; Fungi; Ascomycota; Dothideomycetes; Mycosphaerellales; Mycosphaerellaceae
Product: amidase
Molecular function (GO): catalytic activity
Source: RefSeq, a predicted model, not a curated record
GCGAACUUUAGCACCCCACUAAAAGUGUUCGCAGAGUGGGCAUUCCACCAAUACGUGGACUUGUGAUCACAAACAUGUACAAGAGCCUUUGUUCUCACCUUCUCAGAAUACCUUGUUGCAGAAGAAGCGCAAAACCACCUUGGGCACUAUCGCAAUUACGAUCAUUUACCAUGUCUGGAUCGCGGCCAAAAUAUCAAACGUUGGCCGAGUUACACCAGGCUUAUCAAGGCGGCAAAACUGUGAAAGAAGUCACGGAACAGUAUUUGGACAUCAUUGAGAGCAGCAAAGACUUGAAUGCUACCACUGUCGUGAAUCACAAAGCUUUAGAAGAAGCUCAACAGCUCGAUGAACUUGCACAGGAACAGCGAGGACCGUUGUUCGGGCUGCCAAUUGUCGUGAAAGAUCAGAUCGAGACGGCAGGCAUUGCUACAGCAUAUGGUAGCAAGGUCUGCAAGAACCAUGUCCCAAGUCAAGAUGCAACUCUCGUUCGCAAAUUGAAAGACGCUGGUGCUGUCAUUCUUGCAAAGACGACAAUGCCCGAUUGGGCUGCUUCUUGGUUCUCAACCUCGUCACUGAGCGAAACGACGAAACAUCCCAUAGACAAUUCGCGAGAUCCAGGUGGCUCGUCGAGCGGUAGUGGCACAGCUGUCGCUGCAGGUCUCGCUCUUGCGGCGAUUGGAGGCGACACUGGCGGCAGUAUUCGACUUCCGGCGAGUUUUUGCGGUCUUGUUGGUGUACGUGUCACGCCUGGAAGAAUUAGCAGAGAUGGCAUGUCGUCACUUGUGGUUACACAAGAUACUCCUGGACCUAUGACGCGAACGGUCGAAGAUGCUGCUCGAAUUUUGGAUUGUCUUGUUGGCUUCGACGAAAAGGACGAUUUCACGUCGAUCAAUGCUCUUCGGCACGAGACAGAGCCCCAGUCUUUUGUGGACGCCAUCAAGGAGCCUGUACUGUCGGGUAGACGUCUUGGCGUACUCCGUCAAGCAUUCGGAGAGCACAAAGGCAUCAACUCCGCGCUCGACAAGACCUUGUCGGAACUCCAAGCAUCGGGCGUGGAGCUCAUCGACGUCGAAAUCCCAGAUCUCGAACAACUCAAAGAGCAGACCUCAGUCUACGUCCUUCGGUCUCGAUCAGACAUCAACAGCUUCCUCGCAUCUCGCGACGGCCUUCAGCAUCUGAAGAUCGAAGAUCUGCAAGAGAAAGGAGACUAUCAUCAGUGUCUGGACCUGAUAAGUGCAUUGGCAAAAGGACCGAAAGACCCUUUCCAAAGCCCUCAUUUCAGUAAAGCUCUCAGCGCGAUUCAGCACUUUCAGCGUACUGUCAUGAGUUUGUACGCGAAGCACAAACUAGAUGCGAUAAUAUAUCCGACUUGCCAGCUUCUGGCGCCCAAGACGCAGGAUCUACUGGAUCUGAGGUGGACUUGCUUGAACUAUCCCACCAACACAGUGAUAGCCAGUCAAUUGCUGUGGAGUGCUGUUUCGGUGCCGAUGGGGACAGCGAAGGAUGAUGAGUAUCCUGAUGAUCCGGAAUUGCCUGUGGGAUUGGAGAUCUUGGGACUGCCAAUGAGUGAAGACAAGUUAUUGAAUUUGGCUGCUGGUAUCGAGGCGAUGAAGGAGGCCAAGAGUUGA